AUGACGUCCUACCUCACCAAGUUUGUUCUCGGCAGGAUAUUCCAGGAAUCAUCCUCCAACAAAGAGGGUCGCGAAGACCCAUACUACGAAUAUCCUGCCUCAGAACUCAACAAAGCCGGCAAACGAAAGUCAAAACGUACGAAGAAGGCACUCCCCCCAGGUCUCACAGAUGAGGAGGGAGAGAUUCUUACAAAAGUCAAACGACGAGCCUACCGUCUCGACAUGUCCUUUGGUUCUUUCCUUGGCGUUAGAUUCGGAUGGGGCAGUGUUAUUGGUAUUGUCCCAGGAAUCGGUGACGCUCUAGAUGCAUUGUUGUCAUUGAUGGUGGUUAAGACAUGCAUGAGAGUUGGUUUACCCUUCGGAAUUCUCCUUCACAUGCUGUUCAACGUUGCUUUGGACUUUGUUAUUGGUUUGGUCCCAUUUGUUGGUGAUCUUAUCGACGCUGGUUACAAAUGCAGUACUAGGAAUGCCGUGCUGCUCGAAAAACACCUCCGGAAAGUCGGGCAGGAGCGGUUGAAGGCGCAGGGAAUCACCGAUGCUCCUGAUGAUUCACUACCAACCGGCGAGGACUCGGGAGAGGAUAUUGAUCUUGAAGCCCAGGCAUCUUCUUCUCGACAUGGUGGAAAUAAUGAUCGUCGGGAUAGGGAUCGUGAGCGUGAAAGGGAUAGGAGUCGCGACCACCGAGACCGAAGCCGUCACGAAGAAUCUAGAUCUGAUGGACGUGGUCCUCGUCGUUCUGAUCGCCGAGAUGACCACAGGGAUGACCAUAGAGACAACCGUCGAGAUGACCGUAGAGAUGGCCGAAGAGACGACCAUCAUGCAAGAGAUGAUCGCGAUAGACGGGAGCCGACACACUCUAGAAGCAAGAGAAAGGAUAAUGGUAGAAGAGAUGACCGCGACUCUAGACGGUGA
Orbilia oligospora ATCC 24927 is the source of this 912-nucleotide messenger RNA. RefSeq lists its product as uncharacterized. NCBI's taxonomy places the organism in Eukaryota, Fungi, Ascomycota, Orbiliomycetes, Orbiliales, Orbiliaceae. The record is from RefSeq and is a predicted model, not a curated record. The transcript has 2 exons. The coding region runs from base 1 to 912 and encodes 303 amino acids.